CAGUGGCCUGGCGUGCGUCCGCGCGAGCGCGUCGUGUAGAGAGCCGCGGUGUCAGCUCGCAAACUCGCGUCGAGUCAUUCGAGAGACAUCGAGUCUUGUUUCUGGCGCGUUUCUUUCGCAUUUCCCUCUCCUGCCACCACGCGACUCACCCCGUCUCACCCUCUGCGCUCACGCACGCGGGACAUUAUGCUCGCGGUCGACGAGCGCGCCCGCGUUAUCCACGAUAGAGACGGCGUCCUUAUCAACGACGAGGCUGCCAAUGAGUCCCGAUCAGCUGACUGUACGGGGAGCCUUUGACACACUGGUGGUCAGCCCGAUCCUUAGCGCACCGUCACCGCUAGUAGGACCCAGCCGAUCAUAGGAGCGACCCGCGUUUUCGGAAGGUGCAACGGGAGCAUCCUUGUCCCCACUCCUUUCGCCUUUCCGUUUUCAGAGCCUCGCACCUUGCCCCGACCUAAAUCCCGUAGAUCUCGUCGUUUCCUCACAGAUCUCUUCCCUGCCUCGAGGGAGGUAUUCUCGAGCCGUAAGCUGGCGAACGAAAGACGAAUGCCGAUUGCAAUCUCGCAGGCGUGAAUCUUCUCGAGGUAAUAUCAUUCCUUUCAUUCCAUCGUCCUGUUUUCUUUCUCUGUUCGGAAACGAAUUGUCCUCUGCUUUUUCCCGCCGAAAGAUACUUUGUAGUACUUGCUGUAGAAUUCUCCGCGGGAGCGAUGCAAGCCGCCGUCGAUUUGAAUCAGAUGCGGAAGUCAGAAUCGACGCGAUGACGGUGAGCGAAACGAUGCACCGUGGCCGGUGGUAAGAGCGACGCAGGGAAGAGCCUCGACAGAAAGAAAGAGGGUCAAAGAGAGAACCAGAAACAGAAAUCAUGCCGUACAAAAAUCCGGGCUGCCGAGAUGGACAACGCGAGAAUAAAGAUUUCCUCUCUGGCGAGAUAUCAUCCAUCGGCAUGUCGCUGCGGCCCAGCGGGAGCGCAUCCUCCGGCAUCUCGACCCUCGCGAGUUGCGGCGAGGUCGACACGCUGCCCGAACUACCGGAACAGGAUGAGGAACGUCUCCAGCGUGCUGCGCGUCUACUGCAGCAGAAACUGGUGCUACGUCAAUGGUUGAUGGAUCACGGCCUACACAAUUAUUAUCAAAAGCUGCUGCAAAUGGAAGUAACGUCUUUGGCGGACGUAUAUUGGUUUGACGACAAUGUUGCGGCACGAGCAACCUUUGGCAAGGAUCUGCCGCGGUGGCUCCAGGCCAGGCAGACGUUACCUACUUCAAAGGAAAAUUUAGAAACCCUCAAAGCGGAUCUGUGGAGCGCCGUUGUGAAGAACAGCCAACAUCAAGACGCUUGGACAUGGGGCGGUAUGCUGGUAGUUUCCGUAACGGUGGCAGGGCUGGUUACCCUAGCUGCUAUGACGCAGCCGGCUCUGGCGCCUGAAGCGAAACAUUCUCUUCUGCAAUAUGUCACAGGGAAAUAUUUAUUGCCGAGUAACUGCCGCGUUCAUUUCGAGUGGGAAGAGCCUCAGCUGGUCGGCGAGACGAUGACUUUUACGGUCAAAUUUUAUCAGCGCAAUGGUCAUCCGUACCCGAUAUGUGACAAGGACAAUUUGAUCGUGGAAGUGACGGAGGAUACGCGCAGAAUAGCCACACUAAUAGAACUGGGAGGCACCGACCCUUUAGCUGCAAAUACUGCGGUAGUAAAGUUUACUGUCCGCCAUGCGGGACAAUAUCGAAUAGCCGUACUUAUCGGAUCGUGUCAUGUUCAUGGCAGCCCGUUUCUUAAGAAUUUUCUCCCUGGUCCUCCAGAUCCGAACAAGACGAUCUUUGUACGACAAAGUUCUACGGUCGUUUGUACAGCUGGAAUAGCGCACUCGAUGACAAUAGAACCACGUGACGAAUAUGACAAUCUGUGCAUAUUUGGACCCGGUGAUGAGCCUACAGAAGGCUAUAAUGUCAAUAUUACUCAGAUCGGUAGUAUAGUGGAUAAAGAACCGAUGGUAGAUUGUAGUAUUCAGCUGGACUAUGAUUCCACUAAUCAAAGAAUUCGUUUGAAAGUCAGUUUUCCGAAAGGCGGAUGUUAUCAUGCGACCGUCAGUUUAGCGGGGUUGCAGUUGCACAACGGAGACUUUGAUAUCAUAGUGCUUGAGAGUUCUGUCGCGAAAAUGGUGCAUGAUAACGUAACAUCCAAGGAUCCCGAUAUCUGUUAUGUGGCGAAAUUGCUCGGCAUGCAAGGAGAAAGAUUUGCUAAACCGAAGAAGGUCUUCUGCUUUAUCUCGCCUAAGCAACUUACAAUUAAGGAAUAUCUAUUAAGAUUUAUUCCUAAAAGACUCGUAACCUUUAGACUGUGCCCUUCGACUAAGUUUCAUUUUCAAAAUUCAACCGACGAGCACGAAGGCUACUAUCCUUUCUCGAUAGACGAUGGAUGCCAACCUCCCGUUGAAUUAAUAUCUCUCUAUCGUGACAUAAUAGCCGCCACUUUUACCUUGUUUCUCUUGAAAAACAUUGGUGGUAGCGAGACAUUCGCCGAUAAGCAAGACUUUUUCUAUCAUGAAGUCCGCAAGCAUCAUCAAAAGCAUUAUCACGAAAAGCUGCAAAUGAAGGUGCAACGUGAUAAGCUUUUAGAAUCGUCUAUGAAAGUCACUAAAGGAUUUUCUGUGAGCGAUUGGUGUCGAAACUUUGAAAUUACCUUCCAAGGCGAACAAGGUGUUGAUUGGGGUGGCGUGCGACGCGAGUGGUUCGAAUUAAUAUGUGCCGCACUGUUCGAUUCGGGAAAUGGCUUGUUUGCGUCAUUUGGAGAAUCGCAACAGGCAUUGGUGCAUCCAAACCCUAAACGACCGCCGCAUCUUAAAUUGAAGCAUUACGAGUUUGCCGGUCGUAUCGUAGGCAAAUGCCUUUACGAGUCGGCACUCGGUGGCUCCUAUCGUCAGUUGGUACGCGCGCGAUUCACUAGAUCAUUCCUUGCACAGAUCAUAGGACUUAGGGUACAUUACAAGUACUUCGAGCAAGACGAUCCUGAUCUGUAUUUAAGUAAAGUGAAGUACAUUCUCGAGAACGACGUUGAAGAAAUGGAACUAUACUUUGUCGAAGAGGAAUAUGACACGGAUGGUCAAUUAUUGAAGGUAGCGGAAUUGAUUCCUGGUGGCAGCAAGAUUCGAGUGACUAAUGACACGAAGCUUCGUUACCUGGAUGCGCUCGCUCAGCACCGACUUGCCAGUUCCAUUCGCAACGAGGUUGACCAUUUCUUGCGCGGUCUCAACGAGCUAAUUCCAGACACACUCCUAGGAAUAUUCGACGAAAAUGAAUUGGAGUUAUUGCUAUGUGGAACCGGCGAGUACAGUGUAGCGGAUUUACGCGCUCAUCACAUAGCCAACGGAAGUUCUCCGGAAUUUCUGCGAGUGCUCGACUGGUUCUGGACGGCGGUGAGCAAUUUCACGCAGGAGGAGAUGGCGCGAUUGCUCCAAUUCACCACCGGUUGCUCGCAAUUGCCACCGGGUGGAUUUCAACAACUGAGCCCGCGUUUCCAAAUCACAGCUGCACCAACGUUCGCCAAUCUACCUACGGCACAUACCUGCUUCAAUCAACUCUGCUUACCCGACUAUGAGUGCUACGAUCACUUUGAACGAGCGUUACUGUUGGCGAUCAGCGAGGGUACCGAAGGUUUUGGCAUGAUCUAAUCAGGGAAUCGUAGGAUCCGAAUUUUUAGUCUCGUCUAGCUGGAGUGAAACUUAAAAUUAGACCAACUACGUAUCCAUCUCUCCUUUGACAGUAAAAGUCACGUCCUCUCGGAAAUAGAUCCUACUUCGAGUCUCACUGUAACUUCCUGCCUUCGACGGGGUCGGGAAGAAAGGGUAACUUCAUCGCACGUUUUGAUAUGUAGACGAUUAGAAUUUUUGGAAUUACCUAUUUUCUGUUUACGCCGGAGACUAUCAGGAACAAUUUAAUCUGCCGCCGAUAUAGAGAAUGCAGUUUCUACUGAGCCACGACGACGUUUUUAUAAAACGGAGACUAUUCAGCAAGAGCAAUGUUACCUCAACAUCAAAAUUGCUCAAUAUUAUUGUAACGAGAUCUAGCGUAGUCGAACUUGUAGUAGAUUUUACGUAAACGGGCUUGCGUAAAGAGACUGGUGAUGCAGCUAAUGUUACUGAACGUAUGGCAUAACGAAAUAAUCAAAAUAUUGCGUAAAUAAUUUUAUUUCGCAAUAACCGUAUCGUCGUGUAUCGUCAAAGGAAAAUUUGUGCAUUUGACGAGGGGGUCAUUUGAACGUUCCGUUUAUCAGUAUUUAUACAAAGACUUUAUGUUGCGUGCAGUAGAUAAUCUUAAGAGAACUUAAGAACGGUGAAUAACACUAAGGCUUUAUCUAGUCUUUUAUUUCGUCUUACUCGUGAUGGCAGCACAGCGAUUAUACGGUACUUCCAUGUGGAUCGAGGAUGAUCGAUAAUGUAAACUAAUUAGUACAUAUACAUUCUGUACAAAAUACGAUUCUAUUCCGAGGCAUGUAUAUCAGUUAUUUAUUAUUGUUGCUAGACUUGCGAUAAUAAAAGUCGCGAUUAAAUCGUAACGGGAUACCGUAAUUCUACUGUAAGCAUCGCAUUCUGAUGUGUAUACGUAUCUAUUUAAGAUGCAAUAUGACAUGUACUUACAUUAAGUAGAGCUGUACGAAAUGUAGUAGACGCCAUAGCAAGCAAUUCGUUGCAAGAAAACGGACGAAUGGCCGACGAUCGUAAACGUACGACGCCUCGCAGUAGCAACAACAAACUAAUCGCCUUGCCAGAUUAUCAGAUAAUACUAACGGUAAUUUAUUUUUAUCAGUUUAUCAUGUUACGCAAAGGAAACUAAAAAUAUAGACUAAAAAAGGCAUGU
This is a messenger RNA of Ooceraea biroi (clonal raider ant), 4844 nucleotides long. RefSeq names its product apoptosis-resistant E3 ubiquitin protein ligase 1. Gene Ontology annotation, molecular function: ubiquitin protein ligase activity. The record is from RefSeq and is a predicted model, not a curated record. Gene Ontology annotation, cellular component: cytosol; cytoplasm. Lineage: Eukaryota; Metazoa; Arthropoda; Insecta; Hymenoptera; Formicidae. Gene Ontology annotation, biological process: ubiquitin-dependent protein catabolic process; protein polyubiquitination; negative regulation of apoptotic process.